Messenger RNA from Phycomyces blakesleeanus NRRL 1555(-), 498 nucleotides. RefSeq lists its product as hypothetical. The transcript is spliced from 5 exons. NCBI's taxonomy places the organism in Eukaryota, Fungi, Mucoromycota, Mucoromycetes, Mucorales, Phycomycetaceae. The record is from RefSeq and is a predicted model, not a curated record. The coding region runs from base 1 to 498 and encodes 165 amino acids.
AUGUUAUUGAGAAUAUUCAUGAGUAAGUUGGACCUGUGGGAAACAUUUGUCGAUAUAAAUCUCAAGGCCUUUGAGAUCAGCAGAAUGCAAGUUAUAUCUCAUAUUGCAAGUCUGAUUCAUAGAAGCAUUGCCUUUGUUGUGGGAAGCUAUCAUUCACCCCUUGACAGACACGGUGAGCCAAUAAAGUUUGUAGGAAUGAGAAGAUUACUUUGCGAACAUGGAUUUAAUAUUUGUCUGAUCGAGAAUGUAGCUUCGUUACAGUUUGAGCAUCGUUUGAGAGGCAUAUAUAUAACUCUCAGUAAACUCAUACGUCUCAUUCAAUUUGGAACUACUCUGAGCUUAAGAAAGGCUGUCCCAAAUGGUCGUCAUAGGAAGAUGCUUUGUGUCGAUUAUAAAAACAUGGUGGGCAAAAGGUGGCAUAUUAAGAGGGUAUCUUCACUUUUGAUAUAUAACAGCGAAAACAAAUGCGAAGGAUUGGGAUUGAAACAUAAAAAAUAA